AUGCCUUUUCAUUACCAUAGGUCCGCAUCCAGCUCUUUCUAUCAUUGUAGGUUACCGCAUGUCAACAUAAAGGACGAGAUCACAAUCAAGGAGGUCACCGAGGCAGGUGUUAUGUUUGUCGUGACCACGUUCUUUCUAGCCCCUUACAUAUACUAG
Molecule: messenger RNA, 156 nt
Organism: Hirsutella rhossiliensis
Lineage: Eukaryota; Fungi; Ascomycota; Sordariomycetes; Hypocreales; Ophiocordycipitaceae
Exons: 1
Coding region: 1-156 (51 amino acids)
Source: RefSeq, a predicted model, not a curated record